AUGUCCAGACCAGAGCAUAUUGCACCACCAGAACUUUUCUAUGGCGAUACAGAAGCUGGAAAGUACACAUCUAAUACUCGUGUACAACAAAUUCAAGCAGAAAUGACAUAUAGAGCACUAGAAUUGAUGGCAUUACCUGAAGGUCAACCUAGUUACUUGCUCGAUAUAGGAUGUGGAAGUGGUCUUUCAGGUGAGAUACUUGAUGAAGAGGGUCAUUAUUGGGUCGGUUGUGAUAUCGCUCCAUCCAUGUUAUCAAUAGCACUUGAGAGGGACUUAGAAGGUGAUCUUCUCCUUCACGAUAUAGGAAAUGGCUUCGGAUUCAAGCCUGGUUCAUUUGAUGGUGCUAUAUCUAUAUCAGUUUUACAAUGGCUUUGUAAUGCAGACACAAGUAGCGCUAAUCCUGGUAGUCGUCUUAAUAAGUUUUUCACUUCACUUUAUGCAUCAUUAUCUAGAGGUUCACGCGCUAUUUUUCAAUUUUACCCAGAAUCUGAUGAUCAAGUGAGCUUCAUUAUGGGUAUCGCACAGAAAGCUGGUUUCACAGGUGGUUUAGUCGUAGAUUACCCGAACAGUAGAAAAGCGAAGAAAUUCUACUUGUGUUUAUUCGCAGGUGUUUCACCUAAGCAAGUUAACAUGCCAGCUGCAAAAACUGAUGAGAGUACCGUUAGUUAUGAGGGUAGACAAUCACUAAAGCAUCGCCCAACUCGUAAGAACGUCAAACAUUCAGCAAAGGAGUAUAUCCAACAUAAAAAAGACCUCCAAAGAAGCAAGGGUAAGGAAGCUGUACCAUUCGAUAGUAAAUACACUGGUAGAAAGCGUAAACCAAGAUUCUAAGCGUGUUGGAAAGAUAUUAUGUAUUUUUAUUUAUUUUUAUAGAAAAGAAAUUAAUAGUUUUUAAUUGGUAUACCCCGUCUCUCUUCUUAUCCUGAAUGUUCAACGACGGUAGUUUGUAAUCUACCAUCUUUAACGAUAGUCUUGAGUUGUUCCGGUAUUGGCUUUUCAACAAAGUCGCCAUCAUCACCUUGUGGAACGCUUAUAUUGAUUGAUGAAGUCUUUGCUGUAAUAAUCUCUGUGUCUGACUCAAGACAUUGCUUGCUGAGGUAUAUUUGACCAACAUCGGUGUUGUCAACCGUGACAGUAGGAGCCAAACCGAGUAUUUGAACAGUAAAGUUUGGUGAUGUGGUUAUACUUAAACUAGAAACUAAGUUCUCAAGUAAAACUGAAGUUUUAUGACAGCCAACAAGGUUGACAGCGUUUACUUUCCCUUUAACUUGAAUAACUGAGUUCUUGCAGUUAAAGAUGUUAACAGUUUGAGUGAGUUUAGUAUCCUCGAUUACGAUAUUGUUGUUACCAGUAUGGUUCUC
Wallemia mellicola CBS 633.66 is the source of this 1361-nucleotide messenger RNA. RefSeq names its product S-adenosyl-L-methionine-dependent methyltransferase. Gene Ontology annotation, cellular component: nucleolus. NCBI's taxonomy places the organism in Eukaryota, Fungi, Basidiomycota, Wallemiomycetes, Wallemiales, Wallemiaceae. Bases 1 to 831 code for a protein of 276 amino acids. Gene Ontology annotation, molecular function: rRNA (guanine) methyltransferase activity. Gene Ontology annotation, biological process: rRNA (guanine-N7)-methylation. The transcript has a single exon. The record is from RefSeq and is a predicted model, not a curated record.